AAACAAAAGCAGGAGAAUCGAGGGUUUUUGAGCUAAUUAUAAAUUGCAGCCUCCUCGUCCAGCAUCCCUCUCGCGUGCAGCAGCAGAAGCUUCUACAGACAGAACAACAGAGAAAUUUGGACGAAGAGUUAGGGUUAAUAGGUUUCUCUGUAGGCAGGCAGGAGCUUAAACAACAAAUAGUUAUACAAUGGAGGGGAUCACUGAGGGAGUAAACAACUUAAACAUCACUGAUCCAGCUUCAGCUAACAAGAAGAAUCGUAUUCAAGUCUCUAAUACCAAAAAACCCCUCUUCUUCUAUGUCAAUCUCGCCAAGAGAUACAUGCAGCAACACAAUGAAGUUGAGCUGUCUGCUCUUGGAAUGGCUAUAGCAACAGUUGUUACAAUUGCUGAGAUCUUGAAGAAUAAUGGGCUGGCUGUUGAGAAGAAGAUCACGACUUCCACUGUUGACAUGAGGGAGGAAACAGGAGGGCGGCCUGUUCCAAAAGCAAAGAUUGAAAUAUUGCUAGGGAAGACAGAGAAGUUUGAUGAACUGAUGGCUGCUGCUGCUACAGAGGAAGCAAGAGAUGGAGAGGAGCAAAGCUGAGCUUCAGUUCUCUGAAGUUCCUUUAUUGUGGACAUCUGUAAUGUUUUAUUUUAAAUUGGAUUUUUCAAGUUUAGUAGCUGUUAUAAUAUUUCUUGUAGGAGGUUUUGUAAAACAACAGUACUUCUCUAUUCAAAAUUCAAAUUCGUUUUCAGGCUCUGUUACCGUUAA
This is a messenger RNA of Jatropha curcas, 751 nucleotides long. RefSeq lists its product as hypothetical. Gene Ontology annotation, molecular function: RNA binding. The record is from RefSeq and is a predicted model, not a curated record. Gene Ontology annotation, cellular component: nucleus. NCBI's taxonomy places the organism in Eukaryota, Viridiplantae, Streptophyta, Magnoliopsida, Malpighiales, Euphorbiaceae.